Molecule: messenger RNA, 1941 nt
Organism: Colletotrichum truncatum
Lineage: Eukaryota; Fungi; Ascomycota; Sordariomycetes; Glomerellales; Glomerellaceae
Source: RefSeq, a predicted model, not a curated record
AUGUCAGGCCCAGAUGCAGGAAACGAGACCCCUGAUACGGGGAACAAGAGGCGCCGCACAUCGGGCAUGUACCAGCGGAGGCGUGCCGUAGCCGCCUGUGGGCCUUGUCGGGUCCGCAAGACAAAGUGCGAUAACAUCCGGCCCGCCUGUGGCUUUUGCCAACGGAACGGCGGUCUCUGUACUUACCCCGACAGUUCGAAUGAUUUCUCAACCUUUGACCCUGCCAGCUUGGCGAUACUUGACAGAAUUAAUCAUGUUGUCAAUCUCUUGGAAACUCGGCCACCGCCGCCGCCGCCUCCACCAGUUGAUCCUAUGUGCACAGCAAACUUUUCUCUUGGACAUCAGAUAAUAUCACCCACGUCAAUUGACGGCCCGCAACAUGGCGGAUCUUAUGCCGUUAUUAAUGAAACCCAAUGUCAAGCGGGUGACGGUUUACCCGAAGACGAUGUCAUGAUACGAUUCGACAUCCCAGAUCCUGCAGCAGCGAGCUCAAAUUGCGAAGCAAUUCUGCGAUGGCCUGCUUUCAGAGACAUGGUUCCUGAAAUAAACUCGUUCAUUCUCGAACAGGAAGAUGACGACCAGGACAGUCUCGGCCAGACAAGUGCUAUUGGGCCCAGGAACCUAGGAAGAGGUGUGCAAGAAGACGACUUCACUGUACUUUCCAAGAGAUUUCUCGCCUAUGUACACGUCAAAAACCCAAUACUCGACAUCUCUGACUUCAAAACACAUGUGAGAAACGCUGUCGAAAACGGUCCACGCUGGGACGGUCCAUCCUGCCUGGUAGCACCGAUUCAGCUUAUAGCUUGUGCCCUCGCCUGCUUAGCAACCCCUUUUCAGUCAGAAUCUAGCCUCAGUGGCACGCCUGAGUCCAUUCGGUCAUCAGCGUCUAACUCCACAGACCCAGACACCGCGCAAGCAUACUAUUUUGCAGCAAAAAAACGCCUAGGGCUCCUGCAGCCAUCUUUGCUUCAAGUGCAGUGUCUGUUUUUCUGUGGUGUGUUCGAGAUGUAUUCUCUUCGCCCGCUACCCGCUUGGUUCUACUUUAAUCAAGCCUGCGUCCAAUUUAAAAAUAUUCUCUGGAGACGGACGCAAAGACGGAUCCCCGAACAUACUGACCAAAAGGCACGACGUCUUGAGCAGCGACUGUACUGGUCUUGCAUGAAAUCCGAGUGUGAGUUGAGAUGUGAGAUACCGUUACCUUCGAGCGGGAUAACGCGAUUGGAUUAUCCCAACCUCUUUCCUUCGCCGCCAUCCGAAGUUGUUUCUCCAGCACCUCAGUCUAGCGCGGUAGAUGUUUUAGAAGACGACAUUCAACCAGAAGAGGAAAAGAGCUGGUUUUACUAUCUGGCUGAGAUCUCGUCGCGAAGGAUGAUGAAUCGUGCGAUAUCUGUGAUGGGCUAUCAUGGGGAAGAAGCCUGGAUUCGCAACGUCGCAAAAGUCAUUGAAAAAUGCGAAGACUUUGAUCAACAAAUUAAUGUCUGGUGCUGCCACAUCCCAUCGCAAAUCAACUGGCAGAACCACGAACUUUCGAACAACGAACUGGUUCACUACAUACAGAACCGAGCGAUAAGCUGUCGCGAAUGGAUUCAUCGUCCGUUCGUAUACUACGUAAUCCAUCAACCGUCCGACGACCCGUGGAUUAGCCGCGCCAUGCCCCUCGCGGAAAAGUGUCUCGAGAUCUCGGUCGAGCUGCUGCUCGACGCUAACCCGCACCAUCGCCAUCACGGAACAUGGUUCAUGGCCAGAGCGGCCAUGACCCGUGCCCUCUUGCUCCUGGCGGCGGUCAAGAGUGGCAAGUUCCGACUUCCGGACCGUUGGAAACAAGCGGUGGACUCGGCCACAUGGGCUCUGCAGCGCUGGUAUGGCGAAGCUCCGGACCUGCGCAGGGCAGCGUCCGUGCUGGAGGAUCUUGUUGGUCGGAUUGUCAGGGCUGAGGAGUAG